Molecule: messenger RNA, 687 nt
Organism: Mangifera indica (mango)
Lineage: Eukaryota; Viridiplantae; Streptophyta; Magnoliopsida; Sapindales; Anacardiaceae
Product: vacuolar protein-sorting-associated protein 37 homolog 1-like
Exons: 5
Coding region: 16-495 (159 amino acids)
Biological process (GO): protein targeting to membrane; protein targeting to vacuole; ubiquitin-dependent protein catabolic process via the multivesicular body sorting pathway
Cellular component (GO): ESCRT I complex
Source: RefSeq, a predicted model, not a curated record
AAGUUUUUUUUUUUAAUGGUUAAAAUUAAUUUUAGUGUUGAUGAGCUACGAAGACUUUUGUCUGACAAGGAUGCCUACCACCAAUUUUUACUUACAGUCGAUCAAGUAAAAAUUCAAAACAAAAUAAGGGAUGAACUACGAAUGGAAACAUUGCAGCUUGCUAGGGAGAACUUAGACAAGGAACCACGCGCCAUUGAGCUUAAAAAUCAAAGCAGAAUUAUCCGGACAACAGAAUUAGCUGCUGCUCAGGAGAAAUUGCAAGAACUUGAGAAACAGAAAGAAGAGCUUUUGAAAUUCUACUCUCCUGGAUCGUUACUUCAAAGGCUUAAAGAGGCAAUGGAUAAGACAGAGGUAGAAUCUGAGAUACUGCACGCUCAGCUCCUCAAUAAGGAAAUAGAUACCAGCGCUUUUGUGCAAAAGUACAAAAGGCUUCGGACAACUUACCACCAACGAGCCCUUGUCCAUCUUGCUGCUAAAACAUCCUCUUUCGGUUGACCUAUGGAAACAGUUGAUAAUUUCAUAUACGUAAAUAGUGAGAAUGCAGUUCUUUGUGGUUUUCAAGAUGUCUGCCUAAUUUUUAAGGCUUCGUUCAUGAUAUCAUGUUAUUAGUAAAAACAAAGUAUGUAUUCACACUGUCACUUCCAUAACUUCAAAAUGUGUAAGAAAAUACAGCCACAUUCUUCUUCC